CACUUCAGCAUUUCCUUUUCUCUCUAUUUGACUUUUAAUGUACGAGAAAUUAACAGGACAACAUGGUUUCUCAGGGGAUUCAGAUUAUUGGUAUAACUAUGGCUUUAAUGGGCUGGCUCCUGGACAUCAUAGCGUGCGGCUUACCCAUGUGGAAGGUCACUGCUUUUAUUGGUGCCAACAUCGUCACGGCUCAGGUCUUCUGGAAGGGCUUGUGGAUGGACUGUGUGGUGCAAAGUACAGGCCAGAUGCAGUGCAAGGUGUAUGACUCCAUGCUGGCUCUGGAAUCUGACCUACAGGCUGCUCGUGCCAUGAUUGUCAUUUCCAUCCUAGCUGGAAUUUUUGGACUGGUCCUCUCACUUGCUGGUGGGAAAUGCACUAACUGUAUUGAAGAGGAGCAAGUCAAAGCAAAAGUCUGCAUCUGUUCUGGGAUUAUGUUCAUCAUCUCGGGAUUUCUGUGCCUCAUUCCAGUCUCCUGGUCUGCCAACAGCGUCAUCGCCAACUUCUACAAUCCAUUGAUGAUUAAUAUUCAGCGGUAUGAGUUGGGAGCGGCGUUGUAUAUCGGCUGGGCCGCUUCUUUCCUGCUCUUCCUCGGAGGAGGGCUCCUGUGCUGGAACUGCACACCUAAUGAUAAAAAGCCCCGCUACAUACCCAGAUACAUAUCUAGAAAAUCAGUCUCCACAUCGAGAGAAUAUGUUUAAGCUGGUAUUUCAUCCCCCACAUAAACUCUCAAAGUCACAGAAAUGGCAGCAGGAGGAAAUGACAGAUUGCUUUAAAACUGAGAUAAAAAUGAUGCUUAUAUUCAAGGGCAGUGUAAAUAUAGCCUAAAACUGCAGCUUGCUGAAUGAUGUGUUUGAUUGUGUGUUUGUCAAAGUGAUCCACAUCAGACAUUUUGUUGUGCCAAACGUGUGACACUAAUAUCAUAAACAAUGGCUGUAUUCCAUUCAGUAGUACCAGCAGGGUCUCGGGACUGCACAGAUUGACUGAUUGUGACCCCUAGAUGAAAUAAAAUUAUUGUUAUUAUUAGUUAUUAUUCAUUAUUGUUACCGUUGUGUUUAGCAAAAUACUGUUUUUACAUUAUAUAUGUAUUUUCAUCUGUUGUUGUGUCAUUUUCAAAACCUGAAAAUCCUAUAUGGAGGGAUACAAAUCUUCAUUCGAUGGUUGCUUGUAAUGUUCCAAGACUGUAAAUAAAUUGGACUU
Messenger RNA from Archocentrus centrarchus (flier cichlid), 1197 nucleotides. RefSeq names its product claudin-4-like. Gene Ontology annotation, molecular function: structural molecule activity. The record is from RefSeq and is a predicted model, not a curated record. Lineage: Eukaryota; Metazoa; Chordata; Actinopteri; Cichliformes; Cichlidae. The transcript has a single exon. Gene Ontology annotation, cellular component: membrane; bicellular tight junction. Bases 63 to 698 code for a protein of 211 amino acids.